Molecule: messenger RNA, 1053 nt
Organism: Trichomonas vaginalis G3
Lineage: Eukaryota; Parabasalia; Trichomonadida; Trichomonadidae
Exons: 1
Coding region: 1-1053 (350 amino acids)
Source: RefSeq, a predicted model, not a curated record
AUGGAGGGCGAUGAAGAUUUUGAUGAAAUGAAAUCCUGCUACUACCGCUUAUAUAUUGAUUAUCAAAAUUUGAGCAAUUCGUUACAGAGAGAGAUGGAUUUACGCCAAAAUAUGAUUAAUACUUUUUAUAAUAAUUUUCAAUCACUAGUUCAAGGAGAUAAAGCGCUAAAUAACAAUCUAUCAUCGAUGGUUACUAGUAAUUUAAAUCGUUCUCAGCGGUUACUAGAAAAACUGACUAAAAAAAGCGAAGAAUGCCUUCAAUACAAAGCAAAACUAAGAAUUGCAAAUAAUAGUAUAGAGGAAAAUGAAGCUGAAAUUAAUUAUUUAAAGGCUCAACUUAAUAAUACAACAUUUAUCCCUUAUGAAAUUCAAAAUAAUAACGAUCAGCUUAUUAGAUUACAAAAUGAAUUAGAUAUUGCAAAUGAAACUAUAAAAAACCUUAAACUCCAACUUGAUGAGCAUAAAUCGAAAAAUUUACAAUUACAAGAUGAACUUACUUGUAAAAACUCAAUAAUAACUAAUAAAGAAAGCGAAUGCAUUGAACUCAAAGCAGCAAUUACACAUCUAACUAAUGACCUCAAACAAACACAUCAACUCCUUGUAGAUAACCAAAAUACGAUUAAAAGUUUUUUUAAGACUAAUGAAGACUCUCCAUGGGGCCACACCAAGCCACUGAAAGAUAAAAUAGAAGAACUAACAAACGAACUCAUUUCUGCAAAUAAAAUUUCAGAACUUGAAAAGAAGCAAAUAGAAAGGCAGACAUCAUUAGUACCUGUUUCAAAUGUUCCAAUUGAUUAUGCUAAGCUCAAUUCACAAUUAUUGAGCAUUAAAAACGAAAUGAUGAGGACUUAUGAUGAUAGAUUCUCAAAUUUUCAAAAUAACUUUGAAAUGAUAUUAGAUGAGCUCCACGAUAUGCAGAAUGCAGUAAAUGAACCUCCUCCACCGUUGCCACAAGAACCUCAAAAGAAUUUUUAUUCUUUCAACAAAAUUUUGAAGGGAAUACUAUAUUGUUCUCUUCUUAUUUUAGUUUUGUCCAAUAUCAAGCCUCACUAG